AUUGCCAGAAGAAGACAACGCAGCAUAAAAGUGUUUGUAAGACAUCCGCCAUUAAAACAAAGAAGAAAACAAAGCCAAAUUCAUGUAAAUAAAUGAAUAAAUAAAACCUACAUAUUGCACGAUGGCACGACUGAGCAUGGAAACGCGACAGAAGGUGGUGUCGCUGCACGAGAAAGGUCUGUCACAGACCCAGAUUUCCAGGAAGACAGGUGUUUCCAGAUGUGCGGUGCAGGCUCUGCUGCAGAAGCACAAAGAAACGGGCAACGUGGAGGACCGCAGGCGCAGCGGGCGGCCGCGCAAACUCAGCGGGGCCGACGAGCGGCACAUCAUGCUGACGUCCCUGCGGAACCGGACCAUGACCAGCGGCGACAUCAGCUCCGAGCUGGCGGUGACCAGCGGCACCCUGGUGCACCCAUCCACCAUCCGCAGGAGCCUGCUGAGGAACGGGCUGCACGGAAACCCCUACCUGCGCCGCGGAAGCAAGGCCAGGCACCUCGUACACGUCUUUCUGGGAGACAUGAUUGAUUAUGCAAUCCUUAAUACGGGGCAGAAGAUGCCCCUGAUUGGACUGGGAACAUGGAAAAGUGAGCCGGGAAAGGUUAAACAAGCAGUUACUUGGGCCUUGAAAGCUGGUUAUCGCCACAUUGACUGUGCAACCAUCUAUGCUAAUGAAGCUGAGAUUGGAGAAUCCUUGGAGGAGGCACUUGGCCCUGGCAAGGCAUUGAGACGAGAGGAUGUGUUCGUCACAUCAAAGCUGUGGAAUACUCAGCAUCAUCCAGAGGAUGUGGAGCCAGCCCUUCUUAUGACCCUGAAGGACCUAAAGCUGAAGUAUCUGGACCUCUACCUCAUGCACUGGCCUCAUGCCUUCCAACGAGGAGAUGUUGCUUUUCCUAAAAAGGAAGACGGCACCAUGCUCUAUGACAACAUAGACUACAAGCUGACCUGGGCUGCCAUGGAGAAGCUGGUGGGGAAGGGCCUUGUCAGAGCCAUCGGCUUGUCUAACUUCAACAAACGGCAGAUAGAUGACAUCCUGUCUGUCGCCAUCAUUGCACCUGCUGUUGUUCAGGUAGAGAGCCACCCCUACCUGGCCCAGACGGAGCUGAUGGCACACUGCCGGAACCAGGGCCUGGUGAUGACGGCCUACAGCCCGCUAGGGUCUCCUGAUCGAGCCUGGAAAGAUCCAAAGGAGCCUGUGGUGCUUGAGGAGCCUGUGAUCGCAGCUCUUGCAGCAAAAUAUAACAAGUCUGUGGCUCAGAUUGUCCUAAGAUGGCAGACACAACGAGGAGUAGUAACGAUCCCAAAGAGCGUAACAGAGUCCCGUAUCAGAGAGAACAUUCAGGUGUUUGACUUCAUGCUUGAAACACAGGAAAUGCAGAGCAUUACAGCACUUAACAAAGGAUGGCGCUACAUUGUACCUAUGAUCCAAGUUGGAGAAGAGCGGGUUCCCAGGGAUGCGGGACAUCCUCACUACCCUUUCAAUGAUCCAUAUUGAAAACCCACACCAUGACUUCCAUUUGUGCCUUUGAUUACACUGCAUUUGUUCUCACAUGGAAUUUGCAGCUCCUUUGAUUUUUGGCUAGAUAUGUGGAACCAUAGCAUGGGUGCUUCAUGUGGUGUACGGUCUCGAUCACUAAACUGACACUACGAAAUGUUACACACUCAAAGCAAUGCACAUACCGUUUGAAAGCAAAAACUUGAUUUGCUGGUUUGUCUUGUUCCGCAGUUAAUGUAUCUUAAAUAUGAGGUAAAUUAUGUCUAUUGUCUCUUCAAACUGCAUUAGUUUUAAUUAGCACACCUGCAAAUAUUGUAGAGCUGUUACAUUGUUAGCCAGUUACCUAGCUCACGUUGAUCUAUGUGUAAAAACUGUUAACGUGAUGAUUUCAGCAUAUUGAAUCGGCUAGAUAUUGAUCAGAUCACGGGUCUAAUCGGUUAAUUGUGGUACAGAUAAUGACUGGAAACAAAUUUAAGCUUCAACGAGGUGUGUUUGAAUUUUCCACUUUCUGAUGUAAAAGCAUUUGUUUGUUUUCAGGCUAGAGCCUGGUUGUAAUGAAGCCUGUAGUCUGUGUACAUGCCACUCCUUUCUAAAUAAAUAUUUUACAGCAUC
This is a messenger RNA of Thalassophryne amazonica, 2104 nucleotides long. It is a transcript of the gene akr1a1b, whose product is annotated as aldo-keto reductase family 1, member A1b (aldehyde reductase). Gene Ontology annotation, molecular function: aldose reductase (NADPH) activity; DNA binding. Gene Ontology annotation, cellular component: cytosol. NCBI's taxonomy places the organism in Eukaryota, Metazoa, Chordata, Actinopteri, Batrachoidiformes, Batrachoididae. The record is from RefSeq and is a predicted model, not a curated record. Bases 122 to 1492 code for a protein of 456 amino acids. Gene Ontology annotation, biological process: aldehyde catabolic process; regulation of DNA-templated transcription. The transcript has 9 exons.